This is a messenger RNA of Solanum dulcamara, 878 nucleotides long. RefSeq names its product miraculin-like. The transcript has a single exon. The coding region runs from base 59 to 643 and encodes 194 amino acids. The record is from RefSeq and is a predicted model, not a curated record. Lineage: Eukaryota; Viridiplantae; Streptophyta; Magnoliopsida; Solanales; Solanaceae. Gene Ontology annotation, molecular function: endopeptidase inhibitor activity.
CCAUCACCAAAAAAUAAUAUAAGAAAAUACUGAUCAUAUUACUACAAAGUUUCAGAAAAUGAAGAAGAUAUUCGUAUUACUAUUUCUCUCUAUCUUUGCCAUCUUCACAAAUUCUUGGCUUUGUGAAGCAUCUUCAUCACCUGAUCCAGUUCUUGACAUAAACGGUAAAAUUCUCCGAACAGAGAAAACAUAUUUUAUAGUUCCAGUAAACGGCGAAAAAUACGGUGGUGUUGCUGUGGAAAACAUGGGCAAUAAUGAGACAUGUCAACUUAAUGUCAUCCCAAAACGUUACGUUGAACCACAUGGCCACGGCCUGGAAUUAAUCCCAGUCGAUAAAAAGAAAGGCGUAAUUCGCGUGUCCACUGAUUUAAACAUUGCAAUUUACAGUACCUACGAUUGUCUUCAUUCGACAAUGUGGCACCUAGAGAAGUAUGAUGGAAGGAGGUAUUUUAUUAAUGUUGGUCCCAAGUCUAGAAGGAAUUGGUUCAAAAUUGAGAAGUAUGGGCGCGGUUAUAAAUUUGUUUACUGUAAAGUUAUUUGUAAGGAUGUUGGAGUUGUUAUGGUCAAUGGUCAGAGGCGCUUAGGGCUUAACGAUGUCCCUCUUGUGUUCAACUUUAAGAAGGAAAUUCUCGAAGGUCGUUGAACGUACUCACUUGCUCUAAUUUUACUCUACCAAAAUAAAGCGAGUCUAUACUAAUGAGGAUGAUAACAACUUGUCCUUCAAAUAAUAAUGAUGAUGUAAUAAGGAGUGCCCUUUGCUAAUAAGAAGGCAUUUAAUUUCGUAAUAAACUAUGCAUUUGGUUCUUCUUCUUUUUUGCUAAUUUUGUUUGGGGUCGUUUCAUAAUAUAUCAGAUUGUAUUGUAUUAUUUUGAUGAAUA